AUGACCGGUGCUAUUAGGAAGGUCCUACCAGAUACUGUCCACCGAUGGUGCAUCUGGCACAUACUGAAGAAGUCACAAUUCAAGUUUGGAGGUUACGCUAGGUACAGAGAAUUGAAUAAUAAGAUGAAUCACAUUAUGUAUAAUUCUCCUUCUGCUGACUCUUUUGAAGUUGAUUGGACUGAAUUCAUCAAAGAAUUUGACCUAGGUCAGAACAGAUGGUUAACAGACCUUUAUGCCAAUCGACGGAAGUGGGUUUCAAUAUUCUUCAAGAGUGAAUUUUGUGCCGAAGUUGACAGAGUACCGAGCUGCUAUGUUCUUCCUCGAUGGAGUAAGAACAUCAUGCACAAGCACACCUACAUUAAGAGUAGCCAUGAUGUGGCUCGAACCGAUGAAGGCCACAACCUGUUUAGGCGUUUGUGCUUAGAGUUCUAUAACGUUGCUCAAGAGUUCAUUACUUGUGAUGAGGAAGCAGCCAUCUUGCGAUCUGCCCUUUGGGAUGCAAAGACCAAGCUGACUGAUUACUGUACCAGGAUGCAUUUGACUACUGUUGCUGCAACAUAG
Messenger RNA from Arachis ipaensis, 561 nucleotides. RefSeq names its product protein FAR1-RELATED SEQUENCE 6-like. The record is from RefSeq and is a predicted model, not a curated record. Lineage: Eukaryota; Viridiplantae; Streptophyta; Magnoliopsida; Fabales; Fabaceae. Gene Ontology annotation, biological process: regulation of DNA-templated transcription.